UGUUUUGGUCCUUCCGGAGGGUGCCUUCGUCAUUAGAAAUGGCUUCUCUUGACAGAGUAAAGGUGUUGGUUUUAGGAGAUUCAGGGGUCGGAAAAUCAUCCUUGGUGCAUCUAAUAUGUCAGGGUCAGGUUUUAGGAAAUCCAUCUUGGACUGUCGGCUGUUCUGUAGAUGUACGGGUUCAGGAUUACAAAGAAGGAACCCCUGAGGAGAAAACCUUCUACAUUGAACUCUGGGAUGUUGGCGGAUCUGUUGGCAGUUCCAGCAGUGUUAAAAGCACCAGAGCCGUCUUCUACAAUUCAGUAAAUGGAAUCAUAUUGGUGCACGAUUUAACAAAUAAGAAAUCUUCCCAAAACCUCUACCGGUGGUCAAUGGAAGCUUUGAAUAAGGAUUCCUCUCCAACAGGAGUCAUUGUCUCAAAUGGUGACUAUGACAGAGAACAGUUUGCUGAGAACACGGUGCCUUUGCUGCUGAUUGGAACAAAGUUUGACCAGAUUCCAGAGAACAAACGCAGUGAAGUUCUCACUAGGACGGCCUUCCUCUCUGAAGAUUUUAAUGCAGAGGAGAUCAAUCUUGACUGCACAAACCCAAGAUACUUUGCUGCAGGCACAUCAAAUGCUGUGAAACUUAGUCGAUUUUUUGAUAAGGUAAUAGAGAAGAGAUACUUCACCAGAGAUUCAAGUCAGAUCCCAGGCUUUACAGACAGAAAAAGGUUCAACUUCAAAAGUUUGCACUAUGACUAAGUUCCAUGAAUGCAACAUUGGUGGUCUGUGGUUUUUAUCAUCACAUCUGUGGGUUGUAGUGCUAGAGUUUACCCCCUGAAGCUAUCGACAAAAACAACCCCUCCUCCAUCUCUCUCUCUCUCUCUGUGGAUUAUAUUGUAUUUAGUUGAUCUAAAUGUAGAAAUGGAAAGAAUAUAUAAAUUCAGGUGAGGUACAUUAUUAAAGAGUGCUUUUAUUGUAAAUGGCAACAUAUAUUUGUAUUCUGUCAUAUGCAAAUCAUCUACAUCUUAAUGUUUUUCUAAAGCUAAAAUUUCUAAUGGUUUUCUUUGCACAUUCUAAGUAACGCAUUUAACCAGAUUGCUUCAUGCCCGCAUCACCUCCUUGAUCCAUGGCAGGAAGUAAUGAACUUUAGUGAAAACAUGUGGAUACUUUCGAUUAUCACAUUUUUCUUUGAAAGUAAAAGCUGUUAUGCCUUGAACCCUGGUGUCACAGAUGAGAGGUCCACCUGAAUCCCCCUAAAAAGAGAGACAAAGGAAGAGUUUAUCAGGGCUUUAAAGGGAAACAAACCUUUUUUCUGUUUUGUAGAAAUAUAUAUAUAUAUAUAUAUAUAUAUAUUUUUUUUUUUUUUUUUUAAUAUUUUCAUUCACUGUAUACCCAGUUGAUUACCUGACAUACUCCUCCCUGCCAAAACUUGGUGCAGAUCAUUAGCUGGGAAUUGAAAAACUUUCCCCAAAUAUUUUUGCACUCAAAGCUGAAUUGGAUCUUCUCUUUGGCUUCCCUCAGAAGAUCUGAAACUUUUUCAUCAGAGCUAGUUUUUUUUCCCCAGCCAGCUACAUCACAAUUCAAGUUUGCAUUAAUUUCCUCAUUUUCUUUUGCUAAUGCAAUUGUCUUCACAUACUGGUUGAGCUUGGCCUUUUUUUCCAACUGUGAAGAGAACACAUUAUAGAGAACAUUGUAACAUUGAAAGUAGAAUUGAUGUGAAAUAAAAAAAAAAAACAAAUGUUCAAUUUUGUGUCAAGUUAGCAUGUUUUUUUUUUUCAUGUUUUCAAAAAUAUUUUACCAUUUGUUGGCACAAAUAUUUGAUUAGACUGAAUCUCUAAAUUUACUAAGCACUGUUAACAUUUCAGAUUUUAUAUUUUAUCACUUCAAACAUUUCUAAACAUUGUUCACCUUAAAAUUGACACAUCGCAACAGAAAAACAGACGUCUGUCAGCCUGUGGUAAAUAUGGUUGCCCAAUAAGAGGUAUAUUAAUGCAAGUAUUUAACAGUACGUACCAGGAUACAAAGUGGCUAUAAAAUACUAAAUACAGACUCUUGUGUCAGUGAGAGAUCUAAUUAAAAAAGUAAAUUGCUGCUUGAAUAUAACUAUUAGUUCUACAUUUUGGAACCACCAGCCUCUGUCCUAAUGGCAGAUAUUGAAGGAGACGUUCAGGAUGCUUAAGCUUUACAGACCAUUUUAUAGUCUGAUUGAGGUCAAUCUUGUUAUUGCCAAAUUAAAUGGGUAAGAAAAGGAUAAAUAGAUAAAAACUAGUUCUUUUGUAGAACCACUUUUAGUUUUAAUCUCAGUAUUCAGUUUUCUUUAAUGGGAGUUUAUCGUUAUCCCACAUUUGGGCUUUGCUAUAUUUGCAUAAGCAUUCUCAAUCUUUUAAAAUUGUGAUAACACCUACCCAUUUACAUCUAUAUUCAGGUGACUCCCUUAGUUUUCAUUCUAUUACAUUUAAUUCAAGACUCACAAGGACACUUUUAAUCUUUCAGCUGUUUUUUGAUAUUUGAACUUGAACACAUACUAGGAGUCCCAGUCUUUCCAAGUAAUGUCUAAUAGAACUGAACUGGUAUUGAGCACUACUGUGAAAGAUGGACAUCCUGAUGGUAAAGAACAUGGUAGAGCAAGUUCAGGCAGCAAGUUGUAGGGUAUUUUGCUGCAUGAAGGGUUUGUUGAUUUUACAGAAUAGAUUUUAUAAUAUAAUGAACUGAGUUUUUUUAUGUUUGGUUUUGAAAUAAGUGAGUGAAAUUAAAGUAAGAUACCACAAACCAUGUAUUUGUAGAGAAUUAUUUCAAUUAGGACCCAUUGUAAAAUGUGUUACAUGAGUUUACCUUCAGUAGCAUAAUGUCGUAUUCAUACUCCUCUUUGGAUUUGUAUUGUGGAUGUACAUGGUACUUCUUCACUUGUAUCUUUUGCUGACUUUCCUCCUUCUUGCUAAUGUUAUGUGCCCCAAGUACAACCGUGAAGUCUUGGUAACAACUAGUAAGCAAAAAUAUAUGUUUUAUGGAUAAUUGAUAAGGAACUUGUAUCUAUUUGAAAUAUCCUUAAAGGUACACAGAAAUAACAUGUCAUUAUUUUUAAAUAUGCACAUUUGUACUGUUUCCAGAAAAGACUCACUCCUUGCAGUGUGCUGCAGUCAGAACAUAGUCCUGACGAAUAAGCAUUCCACCACAUACAUGUUGACCUUGAAUUUGUAGCGAUGCCAUGUAGGGUCUGGAAUGUGGUCUUGCCACUGUGCCACCUGUUAUACCGCUCUCUGUUGCCCCUUUAAAUGAAAAAGAAAUGUGAUUUUUAUUUUAUUAUUAUUUUUUUUUUGUAAUAAAACCUUUUUUGUAAUGACGAAAAAAGUCUAGCCGAAUAAGUUUUGUUUUUCAUUGAGAGAAAAAAGAAAAAGAUUUCUUACCACAGAUUGUGAUUAAAAGAAGGACGUAAAUGA
Molecule: messenger RNA, 3418 nt
Organism: Cyprinodon tularosa
Lineage: Eukaryota; Metazoa; Chordata; Actinopteri; Cyprinodontiformes; Cyprinodontidae
Gene: rabl3
Product: RAB, member of RAS oncogene family-like 3
Exons: 8
Coding region: 39-740 (233 amino acids)
Biological process (GO): intracellular protein transport
Cellular component (GO): endomembrane system
Molecular function (GO): GTPase activity
Source: RefSeq, a predicted model, not a curated record